Caenorhabditis bovis is the source of this 615-nucleotide messenger RNA. The record is from the annotation of a GenBank genome assembly. Lineage: Eukaryota; Metazoa; Nematoda; Chromadorea; Rhabditida; Rhabditidae.
AUGAGGGCGAUUUUAGUAUUAAUGGCGAUUGCAUUAACAGCGAAUGCACUUCGCUUUUAUGUAGGACCGAAAGAAAAAAAAUGUUUGAAAGAGGAAAUUCAUAAGAACGUUGUUGUGUCUGGAGAGUACGAAUAUUCGGAAGGAAUUCAAUACACCGCUUCAAUUCAUGUCACUGAUACUCGUGGGCAUACCCUCUACAAACGCGAAAAUUUCAGUGAUUUGAAAGGAAAGUUCGCCUUCACUGCCGACGAAUAUGAUAUCUUCGAAAUUUGCUUUGAAAACCACCCACCAGCCGGUUAUCCUGGUGAGAAACGCGAGGUUUCCCUUAGCUUGAAGCACGGUGUUGAAGCUAAAAACUAUGAAGAUAUUGCCAAGGCUGAGAAACUGAAACCCCUCGAGGUUGAACUUCGUCGGUUAGAAGAUCUUGCAGACUCCAUCACUAAAGAUUUUUCUUUCAUGCGAAAAAGAGAAGAGGAAAUGAGAAAUACUAAUGAAUCCACCAACAGUCGAGUUUUGUAUCUUUCAAUCUUCUCAAUGCUCUGCUUGCUCGGUUUGGCCAUUUGGCAGGUCCUCUUUUUACGCAAUUAUUUCAAAUCAAAGAAGCUUAUCGAUUAA